AUGGAAAUCCUGCUCGGAAUGUAUGUAAACUAUAACAUGGACAAUUGGGAUCAACUUCUACCAAUUGCUGAGUUCGCUUAUAACUGCUCGCCACAUAGUAGCCACGGUCUGUGUCCUUUUGAAGCCUGUUACGGCUAUGUGCCACACUACGACAUCCAUUCGCACGAUAUUCGAUCAAAGUCAAACAAGUUGGAGAAGAAAUGGAGAGAUAUGGGAGAGUUGCAUGCGACUGUUCAAGAACAGGUCAGGAUGGCGAAUGAAAUUAGUGCAGAGUACUACAACAGGAGACACAAGAGCAUACCAGAAGAAUUCAGAAAGGGAGAACAGGUACUACUAAGUACGAAGUAUCUUACGACAGAACGACCCAGUCGAAAACUAGAAGCAAAAUACAUUGGCCCCUUCAAGAUCAUAAGGAAAGUUGGAAAAAAUGCUUUCGAACUAGAUCUACCUCCAUCAAUGAAAGUGCACAAUGUCUUCAAUGUCACGCUGUUGGAACCAUAUCCUGAGGAUAUGAUACCAGGUCGACAGAUACCACCCCCACCGCCUGUAGUAAUUAACGGCCAGGAGGAGUUCCACGUGGAAGCGAUUGUGGACAGCAGAAUUCGGCGAGGAAAGGAAGAAUUUAAGGUAAAAUGGUUAGGAUACACAGGAAAUGCGGCCUAUGACUGGGAACCACAAGAAAAUGUAGAAGAAUUGGCCACCUUUGGUGAAUUUUUGGAAAAGAGGAAAAGGGACCCCAGAAGAAAGUGA
Molecule: messenger RNA, 750 nt
Organism: Tremella mesenterica DSM 1558
Lineage: Eukaryota; Fungi; Basidiomycota; Tremellomycetes; Tremellales; Tremellaceae
Exons: 1
Coding region: 1-750 (249 amino acids)
Molecular function (GO): nucleic acid binding
Source: RefSeq, a predicted model, not a curated record